Messenger RNA from Carassius auratus (goldfish), 1654 nucleotides. RefSeq lists its product as uncharacterized. The transcript has 7 exons. The record is from RefSeq and is a predicted model, not a curated record. Lineage: Eukaryota; Metazoa; Chordata; Actinopteri; Cypriniformes; Cyprinidae. Bases 139 to 1344 code for a protein of 401 amino acids. Gene Ontology annotation, cellular component: plasma membrane. Gene Ontology annotation, molecular function: transmembrane signaling receptor activity.
CAUCUCUGUCACAUUCAUCUGUUCGUGUUAAACAUGUGACCAGGAAAGAAACAGUAAAACUCAUCUGAACACACAUCGAGAGCUUCAGAAGAACUGAAUCCACUAACAACAGAGAAGAUCACUGAAGAAGAGAGAAGAAUGAAGAUCAUCUGGACUUUCACUCUGCUGAUGAUUCCUGGUGUGUUGAGCUCCAUCAGUGUGACAGGAUAUUCAGGAGGAGGAGUCAGCAUCAGAUGCAGAUAUGAUAGAAGAUAUACAGAUUAUAACAAGUAUUUUUGUAGAGGACAGUGGCCCUCAUGCUCUGACCUCAUCAAGACGGAUAUUAAAGAUAAAUGGGUUGAUUCUGGAAGAUUCUCUCUGUAUGACGACACAAGUGCUUCACUUUUCACUGUGACCAUCAGAGAUCUGAGUGAACAGGAUUCUGGCACAUAUUAUUGUGCAGUUGAGAGAUCAGGAAUAGAUCCUCACACUGAAGUGAAUCUGAAUGUUGUAACAGCAGCUGAUUGUUGUCAGAAGAGCAUCAGUCUCUCCGCUGCUGCAGGAGCAUCUGUGAACAUCAGCUGCAGAUACCCACAAUCCCACAGUGCUGAUGUGAAGUUUGUCUGCAGGAGAUCUGGAUCUGAUCUCUGUGCUGAAGAGACGUCUGUGAAGGAGAGCAGAAGAUGGAGCGCUGAGGGACAGAUGCAGCUGUAUGAUGACAGAGAGCAGCAGCUCCUGACGGGAAUCAUCAGUCAUGUGACUCAACAACAUUCAGCUGAAUACUGGUGUGGAGUUCAGUCUGAUCCAGGACACAAGAGCUUCAUCACACGAGUCCUCGUCAGCGUCACUGAUGUUCCAAAAACGACAUCAUCAUCAUCAUCUGCUUCUGUUUUCAAAACGUCGACAUCAACAUCUAUCACAUCAGAGUCUUCUAACAAGUUAAAAGUUUUAUAUCUGAUCAUCUCUCUGGUUCUGGUUCUUCUGGUUCUGAUCAUCAUUGGUGUCUUGUUACUGGUUCUAUAUAAGAAGCAUCAGUCUCGAGCAGAUGGUGUGUCAUCAUCUCAGACUGGAGCAGAAAAACAUGAAGUGGUUCGUCCAGAUGCUGUUUCUCACACUGGUUGUGAAUAUGAGGAGAUUAAAGACUCUCACAAACAGUUACCCACAAACCCCUCUGUUUCUCCUGACUGUGUUUAUGCUACAGUUCAGAAAGACAGUGGUGGCUCUCAGAUCUUCAACACAUCUGCUGAGGAUCUGAAUUACUCCGUGGUGAAUUUCCAGAAGAAUCCGAACUGUCCUGAAGGUGUCAGAUUGAGGAAUAAUCAGGAUCACAGUGAAUACGCUGCUGUCAAUCAUCUCACUGCCUGAUGAGCCUGAUGGCACCAUAUGAGCUUCAAUCUAGAAUUUCUGAACCUUUCUUGUAUAAACUGUUUGCUUGUUAUCUGCAGUCAGAGCAAUAUUAAUAUAAGAGUAUGGAUUCUUUUUGUGACAUGCAGCUAUAUUACUGGUGAAAUACGAGGAAGCUAUACCAAACUGUUUGAUCACAAUGAAGAAGCAUUAGCGUUCAACUUUGUUUUUCAAAAAACUAUUAAUAUAUGAUAUUAAUGCAUUCUUACAUACAUUCAUGUCACAUUAAAUAUAUGACAAUAAAAUAUUACAAAACAUAUUAUGGUGGUUU